Molecule: messenger RNA, 198 nt
Organism: Mollisia scopiformis
Lineage: Eukaryota; Fungi; Ascomycota; Leotiomycetes; Helotiales; Mollisiaceae
Exons: 2
Coding region: 1-198 (65 amino acids)
Source: RefSeq, a predicted model, not a curated record
AUGACCUCUAAAACGAAUUCAGAGACAGAACUUGGGACAGAACCAGAGACAGAUCCAGAGACAGAUCCAGAGACAGAUCCAGAGACAGAUCCAGAGACAGAUCCAGAGACAGAUCCAGAGACAGAUCCAGAGACAAAACCAGAGACAAAACCAGAGACAGAACCAGAUUUCGCGACAUGCAACAAAAAUCCAGAUUAA